AUGGAAAAACCUCAAGUUAUCAUAACAACCGUAAAAAGAGGAGACGAGAUCACCUAUCCCAAGAAAGGAAACCAUCUGCGCAUCCAUUUCGAAGCUUUCAGACCCAAUGGAGAAAAGAUCGAAACUACAAAAGAUGCUGAUCGCCCAUUCGAGUUUCAAAUAGGAGUCGAUGACGUUAUUCCUGGCUUGCAACAAAUACUUUAUAAAAUGACCAUCGGAGAAAAAGUCAAAGCAGAAAUCCCCCCCCAGUUCGCCUAUCAGAGAGAAGGAUUGACUGGCAUAAUCCCAAGCAAUGAAAAAUUAAUCAUGGAAAUUGAGUUAAUAUCAAUAACAUUCUGA
Messenger RNA from Paramecium tetraurelia, 339 nucleotides. RefSeq lists its product as uncharacterized. NCBI's taxonomy places the organism in Eukaryota, Ciliophora, Oligohymenophorea, Peniculida, Parameciidae. The record is from RefSeq and is a predicted model, not a curated record. Gene Ontology annotation, molecular function: peptidyl-prolyl cis-trans isomerase activity. The coding region runs from base 1 to 339 and encodes 112 amino acids. The transcript has 2 exons.